This is a messenger RNA of Boleophthalmus pectinirostris (great blue-spotted mudskipper), 1210 nucleotides long. RefSeq names its product methyltransferase like 24 (gene mettl24). The transcript is spliced from 5 exons. Bases 143 to 1210 code for a protein of 355 amino acids. The record is from RefSeq and is a predicted model, not a curated record. NCBI's taxonomy places the organism in Eukaryota, Metazoa, Chordata, Actinopteri, Gobiiformes, Gobiidae.
ACACGUGGUUGGGUUUAUCACUGGAGCUGUUCUUGACUUUAAUCACUUUAGAACUGAAAAUAAUGGGUUAGAAAAGAGCGCAGAAACUUGGAGUUGACUUGAUCUUUAAAGAAUGUGUUUGUGAAGCGCGGACACCUUUUGGAUGGACAUGGGCAUGCAGAGGCUUCUAACCCGGGGCCCACUGCUGCUGCUGCGUGUGGUGAUAGCGCUCAGUGCGUUGGGGUUGUGCGUGCACGUUUACCUAGAGAUGAACUGGAGGGAUCCCACUGUAACGAAGGAGGAAAGCACCACUCAGUCCAACAGAAGCAGAACCAAAGACGAGUCUGCAGAGGCCACAGAGGACAGGAGUGUGAAGAGGAGAAUAUCCUACGUGAGGACGCUUAAGAAGGAGGCUAAAACUACAGAUGUGCACUCAGCUUUCCUCCAUCGUAGAAAGUCUCCUCGGUGGCACAUCGAGAUGGAGCCCUGGGCCAGUGAGAAGCAUUCUCUGGAGGAUGAAGCCAGGAGGUUCCUUAAGUACAUCACGACACCUCAAGUGCCCUGUCUCUCGGAGGGAGCUGAUGGUGCGAUGCUUAGGGAUGCCAAAGGAGCCUGGGCAGUGUGCUUGGACCCACAGUACAGCCUCACCCACAGCAUCAAGGGAAAACACUGCAGGGUCUACUCUUUUGGUCUAGGUGCAGACGACUGGUCCCUGGAACAGUCCCUGGUCAGAUCUGGAUGUGAUGUCCACUGUUUCGACCCGAGUUUAAAACAGUCCCACCUACAGAAAGCUCAAAUGUGGCUCCACCGAUUAUCAGUGGACUGGAGGGACCCCAACCCAGCGUUAGUAGCCCAGCACCAGCACGCCAACACCAAGAAGCUUGCCACCAUCCUCAACGACUUUGGCCAUAGACAAGUGGAUGUGCUCAAGGCUGACAUGGAGAGUGCAGAGUGGAAAAUCUUGGAGAACUUGAUCCUGGAAGGAGUGCUUGCCUCGGUGGGACAGCUGCUUCUGGAGGUCCACCUGCACUGGGCCGGCUUCGAGGUCCCGGGAGACGAGCCCUCUGUUGUGCGCUAUUGGUUCAGCCUCCUCAAAGAACUCGAACGUGCCAACUUCCGCCUCUUCCACGUGCACUGCGACCCCACAAAACCUCGAGUAUUUCUACACCAGAAUGUCUUUAACGCAAGCAGUGCCUAUACGUUAAGCUGGGUGAACACACAGUGGCCGUGA